AUGACGGCACCCGAAGCCAUGGAGAGGACGACCGGGAGCGAGGGCAAAAACUCCAGGUCCGAGGACGAGGAGGCCCAACCCCACGAUCAGCGUGCAUCUGCCGCCGACAACGCCCAAAGGACCCCCAAGAAGCGCCGCAAAGUGAACCAUGCCUGCAUCUACUGCCGCCGAUCUGAGAGGCCAUGUACAAGAUGCAUCAAGCGCAACAUUGGGCACCUAUGUCACGAUGAGCCCCGUGAGCAGGAGACCAAAAAGUCCAAAAGUCUGGCCCCAUCCUCCGUCCAGGACCCUACGUCGCAGCCGGAUCCGGGACCCAGCAGCUCUAUCAACCAAAAUGCCGGCGCCAUGAAACCACCCUCGUUUGACUCGGCCAUGAGCAACGGCCCGGUACAGGUGGCGAAGGCCGCCUUUGACGCGGCGGCGCUAGCGGACCGGAGCAAUAACCCCAUCCAGCUCGUGCAACCCACACCCGUACCUAGCAUAACGGGCAGCACCUUGGAAGCCAUGAGUCAGUUUUCCGGCUUCUCUGACGUCUGGCUGGCUUCACAGAACCCUUACCACGCUAUGCACAACUUCCACCCCAGCCAUGUAGCCGCGCCCGAGCUCAAGCAUGAGUGGGAUCUCUUGAGUGACUUUUUGCAAACCAGCUUGAGCGAUGACCAGAACCAGCCCGACGCGGCCUCGGGAUUCCCCAGCGGCACCGCCAUGCUCCCUCCGAGUACGGUCCAGGGGAGCUCCGCGCCUCCGCCGAAUGCCGAGCAGGGCAAAGGCAUUCCCAGGCCCGACAGCGCCCUCCCGGUGGAUAAAACCCGCGCAUACUACCUCCAAGCGGCCGAUCCGUCGGGCAGUGCGCCUGAAGAGCGCAUGCGCCAGGUUCUGCAGGCCAAGUACGAGGCGGGGCUGUUGAAGCCGUUCAACUACAUCAACGGGUACACCCGCCUUGGGAGCUACCUUGAUGGCCAUGUCUCCGCGUCGUCGAAACAGAAGAUCCUGAGGCAGCUCGAUCGCUUCCGGCCCAAGUUUCGUGAGAAGAUCAAGGAUUUGACCGAUAUGGACCUCGUGUUGGUUGAAAUGUGGUUCGAGCGGACGCUCAUGGACUACGACCGUGUGUUUGCUAGCAUGGCCGUCCCAGCCUGUUGCUGGAGACGGACGGGCGAGAUUUUUAGAGGAAACAAAGAGAUGGCCGAGCUCAUCGGCGUGCCGGUCGAGGACCUACGAGGAGGAAAAAUUGCCCUUCAUCAAAUUUUAACAGAAGAAUCCAACGUCAGGUACUGGGAAGAGUUUGGAACCAUCGCAUUCGACGCGGCCCACGACACACUCCUUACAGCCUGCUCGCUGCAAAACCCUAAUGAUCCAAAGAAACGCGUCAUCAACUGCUGUUUCUCCUUUAGGAUUCGCAGAGACGAUCACAAAAUAUCCCAAUCCACCAAACAUAACAUCGCCGCUUCGGACUGUGGUCCGAAACCAACGACCCCUUUCGAACCGCGUGUUCCAAUCCGUGAUGCCUCCUCCGCACGAGCACCCAGGCAUGCUGCCUCUCAGUCAAGCAAUAAAUCUGAAAAGCGAAUCGAAGCAGCAAUCGAAUUCGCAACCCGCCUCCGCACCAUCCUCACCGGCCCCGAACCCGCCGACACGCCUCUCACCGAAUCCCUCGUCGCCGACAUCGCCAAGCAUGCCGCACACCUGCAUGUGUGCCAGCAGACCUACGUCCCGGACCUGAGCGGCGAUCCGGAGGUGGACGAGUUGGCGACGGGGUUGUGGAAUGUUUGUACAAGGUUGUGGAGGGGGUGGAGGGAGAAGGAGAGGGAGGGGGAGGGGGAGGGGGUAGAUGGGGGGAGGGGAGAGGGUAAGAGCGGUGGUGGUGGUGGGGGUGGAGGGGGAGAUGGGAAGGGGAAACCCAAACUUGGGAGGUUGGGGAGACUGUACCUGUAUGGGAGGGUGCUUGCGUUCCAUUUGUUGGGUGUGGCGAGGCCCAGGGGGAAUGGGCGGGUGGGGGUGGUGGUGAGGUUGAUGAAGUUGGGGUUGAAAGUCGUGAGGGAUUGCGUUGUCGAAUUGGCCGGCAAGGUGGUCCAGUCCACAACCGACUAUAAGGGGUGGCUGCAGAAUAUGUCGAAAGACCUUCCUGAGGAGGAAUGCUGGGUAGAAGACAGACUCGACGUUGCCGAGCACAUGUACGCCAAAGCCGAACUCCUUCGCCAGUUCCUUACGCCCGAGUAUACCGAACGGCUUGCAGACGUGCUGUACGAGAUCGGGAAGUCCUUGGCAGCCCGGAGCGACUUUCCGAUUGCGGUCAAGUGGUUUCAGCGAGCCAACGAUGUGAUCAACAGCCAGGAACUUGAACAAUUAUCCCGCGAAGGCGUCGAGCUGCGGCUCGCAAUCCUCCAAGGCCUAGUGACCGCACUUCUGGGUACCGGUACUCCGGAGGGACUGGAUAAAGCCAAAAGUUACGUCGAGUUUAUCGAGGCGGAAGCUGGCAAUAAAUUCGUUAUCUCAUUACUCAAGCUCGAACUACUAACAAAAACGCCCGCGGAGGUCUUUGACAGCGAUGCUUACGGCGACGUUCUACGGCACAUUAUACGAAACUUCUCCUUCUCCGACUCAGGGUUCAAGUUAAUCAUGCACCACAUCCGAAAACUACACGACAAGAGUCCUGGGGCUGGCUGUGCUGUCCUAGACGACUUCAUCGUAGCGUUAGGCAGCCAGGAAAAUGACGGGUGGAUAGAAAAAGCAGUCGUAACGCGAAUGUGGAUGAUCACGAACCAACGGGACUCGGUCGAAACAAUCAACACUGUGCAAGGCGUGCUCAAGUGUUUGACUAAUCCCUUAAGUGCGGAGGCGGCCUUGCUUUGGAAGAAGCUGGAAUUGAGUUACAGCCAGGGUCAAUAUGACUUAGCCGAGAGCUGGUGCCAGUUAUCGUUGCACGCUGUCUUUCAACGCUGCGGCUCCAGGAACAUAUCCAAGCUAGAGAGCUUAGACUCUGCUUCAUCCAUCAUUCACAAGAUGUCCGCGCAGAGCUGGAAAGAGCCCAUGACGGCCUACCUCGCAUUCAAAGUGGCAAUCCGGGUCGAAGACCGCACUCUUGCCGAGAAGUGCCUUGAAACUAUCGGCCAGGCGCCGGAUCAUAUCGACUAUCUUGGUGCCUGCAUAGCGGAAUCUCAGAAGGCUGGCGACAUCUUGUGCGCCAUUUCCGCUUUGAAGAAGCUCCAAGAAAAAUAUGAGUACAAAGAACCGAGCUCAAUACAUCUUCCAGCUCUGUUCCGGUGCACCAUCCGUUUGUUAAACUUGCUGGCAGAGCGGCCAGGGACAGAUCUCAAUGCUAUCGUGAAUGAUUUGUGUCAAGAGUUUGAUGAUGGAAUAUCACGGCGACUCCAGGCCAUGGCAGAUAGUUUACUCAGAGCCCAGGCUCCAGGGCAAGCCCUGUACUCGACCAUGCGCAAAAUUGUCAACGAGAUCUGGGUCCUCGAGAACUUUGACGCCGUCAAGUUGGCCAAGUACACGCGCUGCCUGUUCCAGGCGACCCUACCACUGGACGAUGCCCUGGCGAUGCGGUUGCUCGAAGAGGCAUGCGACAAGGCGAGGGAGUUGCGCGAGAGUCAAGCAGCCUGGCCCGAGGAAGAACUCGAGUGGAUGGCGACGACGUCCUUCAACCACGCCAUCGACUGCUACAGCGUCCAUGAGACCGACCGCGCCAAGGAGUGGGCGACCAAGGCGAUCAACCUGGCCCACUAUUGUAAUGAUAAACAGUUGGAGGAGAUCUUGCAGAACAAAUAUCUGCGACUGAGUUUUGAAGGUGGAUCGGGGUAA
Molecule: messenger RNA, 3804 nt
Organism: Chaetomium globosum CBS 148.51
Lineage: Eukaryota; Fungi; Ascomycota; Sordariomycetes; Sordariales; Chaetomiaceae
Exons: 14
Coding region: 1-3804 (1267 amino acids)
Biological process (GO): regulation of synaptonemal complex assembly; meiotic cell cycle; regulation of DNA-templated transcription
Molecular function (GO): DNA-binding transcription factor activity, RNA polymerase II-specific; zinc ion binding
Source: RefSeq, a predicted model, not a curated record